UCCUCGGGGGAACAUGACUCGACACAACACCAGGAAACAGUUCCGUUCUUGUAAGAAGUCCGUAGAAAAACAAGAAACUCGCCAUUACGAAAUUGAACCCUUCAAAUAUUACACUGAGUUGCAUUAGUUUCCAGCUUAACCGUGACGAUGUACGCACGGUGCAGAGAAAACUAGGACCCGACGAUGUUUCCACUUGUAACUCUCUCAUCCUGCAGUCAUUCUCGUUAUUUAUCGGCCCUGCGGGUCAGUGAGAGGUGUCAAAUAACGCAAACAUGGCUGAGCAGCCAGCAGCGAGAGGACCUUCAUCCGCCAGCCCACCUGGGUUUGAAGGUUUUCCCUUCCCAGGAGCCAGCAUAUCUCAGCAGGACAGCUCCGGGAAAGAACAUGAGCAAACCGGGGAAUCCAAAAAGAAGCCGUGCAGAGCCUGUACGGACUUUAAGUCCUGGAUGAAGCUGCAGAAGCAGCAGACCACAGCAGCAGCUGCACAGGAGAAGCAUGCUCCAGAAACAGAGCAGUUGGACCCUCAGUGUCCACUGGACCGAGAGGAGUUGGGACGAAGCACUUGGUCGUUUCUGCACACCAUGGCAGCGUAUUAUCCCAAUCAUCCAUCUUCCACCCAGCAACAAGACAUGGGACAGUUAAUCAACCUUUUCUCCAAGUUCUACCCCUGUGAAGAAUGUGCAGAAGAUCUCCGGGGCAGACUGAAGACCAAUAACCCGGAUACCAGCAGCCGCCACGCUCUCUCCCAGUGGUUCUGCCGUCUUCAUAACGAAGUCAACGUCCGGCUGGGGAAGCCCGAGUUCGACUGCUCGCUUGUGGAUGAGAGAUGGAAAGAUGGCUGGAAGGAUGGCUCCUGUGACUGAGAAAAGAUUCCUUCAGAAGAAGCAAACUCACUGUUUUCCUUGUCUUGUAAGGCUGCUAAUAUGCAGAAGAGUGAAUGAUCUAUUCCAUACUUACAUACCAUUUUUUUUUAUUAGUUUGUGUAACAAGUGUAAUUAUAAAAUAAAAGCUCUGAAAAACA
This is a messenger RNA of Girardinichthys multiradiatus, 1021 nucleotides long. Its product is annotated as FAD-linked sulfhydryl oxidase ALR-like. Gene Ontology annotation, molecular function: flavin adenine dinucleotide binding; flavin-dependent sulfhydryl oxidase activity. The coding region runs from base 273 to 863 and encodes 196 amino acids. Gene Ontology annotation, biological process: liver development. The record is from RefSeq and is a predicted model, not a curated record. Gene Ontology annotation, cellular component: mitochondrion. The transcript is spliced from 3 exons. NCBI's taxonomy places the organism in Eukaryota, Metazoa, Chordata, Actinopteri, Cyprinodontiformes, Goodeidae.